GCUGGGGCUGCUGCUAUCGUUCGUUGCGAAUACAGUGUCAUUAAUAUAUAUUGUCUAUUUAUAACAGUUUAGUUUAGAUCUUUCUAUUGAGGUCUAUAUUGUAUUGAACAAUAAAAGUGCUAAUGAGUUGGUAAACUUGUGAGGUCUCCGUUAGUGACUGACCGAUUAGCCACGAGCCAUUUUUUUUAUCUAGUUGCCAAAAAGAACGGUACCUAGAAAAAAUCGUGUGAAAAUAAUAGUACGUCAAAAUGGAUGUUCGUAUGAUCGAAGAAGCAGUUCUUACGUUCUAUCAGAGCGGUUCCCACAAGCAAGAAGACACCCAUCAAUGGUUGCAGCAAAUUCAAGAAAGUCCGCAUGCAUGGUCUUUUUGUUGGGAACUGAUGCAGCUUAACAAACCCUCAGAAAUACAAUUUUUCGGAGCCAUUACCUUGCACUCAAAACUCACCAAAUUCUGGGGCGAAGUACCGAGAGAAGCACACAAUGAGUUCAAACAAAAGUUGCUUGAAAGUAUAGUUAUGUUUGGUAAUGGGCCGAAGAUUGUGCUGAGCCAAUUAUGCAUUUCGCUAAGCGUCUUCAUUGUGCAUAUGCUUGAACAUCCAACAGUAAUCGAGGAAGUAACCGGAAUGUUUCUCAAUGAGCAACUCGGUACUCUGUCGAAAACUACGCAACUCGAAAUUUUGAUGUCGGUGUUGGAAGGAAUUCCAGAUGAGGCCGAAUCGGUACACACCCAAAUCCCAAGAUCGACGGUUCGGGAAGAGUUGAACAAGAAAGCCGAGUUCGCAACCGGUACGGUAAUCAACUAUCUGAACGGGAAGUUGAACGAUGGCCGGUUCGACGAGAGCGAGAUGAACGUCCUCAUUAAUGCCACCAAGUGUUUGGCAACCUGGCUAAAAUACGGUAAUGUGCGGCUCGAUGAAUGCGAUACGAUGGUGCAGGUGCUGCUGAAAAUCAUUCACUACUGCUACUGGAAGGAGCCAAAGGAUGACGGCUGCCUAUCCCAAGAGGACAGUGAUCUGGCGGAGACCGCCGUGAAAGUGCUGGUGAAAAUAAUAAGCUCUCAAAAUUGUAACGGACACAAGUAUUCGGCAACGGUCGUUCACUAUAUGCAUUUAUUCCUGGAUGUUCUGGGACCGAUUCUAGACGUAGAGUGGAAGGAAAACAACGACAAUGAGAAUUUAGCCUUUGUUAUCUACACUCUAUUUCUGUCAACACUGGAGUGCUACUCUUCGGCAAUUUUUGCCGGAAUCCUUUCCGACAAUGAGCAACUCGCGAAGGUCUACGGCAGAACGGUAGAUCUGUUAGUCAAAUGCACCGAUAAACCCGGAACCUACCCCGUGGAUGAGUCUUGCAGUACACUAGCUAUGGAAUUCUGGUACAUGCUACAGGACGAAAUCUUUUCGAUGCCAAAUGACCCACGCAAAACGAAAUGUUGGGAUGCUAUCAAGCCGGUCUAUGCUCAUAUCGUUAAGGUUUUGAUACGAAAAAGCCAGCUGCCGAACGAUAGUGCGCUGCACAAAUGGAACUCCGAUGAUUUGGAAACAUUUCGAUGUUAUCGACAGGAUAUUGGUGACACAUUGUUGUCGUGUCACGAUGUUUUGAACGAUAUAAUGCUGGACGUACUUUCGGAGGCCCUGGAUGAGUCGAUAUUAUACCUAAAUUAUGAUCCCCAAAACAUAGACAACUGGCCACUUCUGGAAGCAACCAUACAUGCGUACUGUUCCAUAGCACAGAAAAUAGAAUACGCCGAAUAUCCACAAGUUGUCAAGCUACUGAAAGUAUUAAACGAGAUUCCGUACGAAAAAUACAGCGAUAAAUUGCUGGGUAUGGCACUGGAAACCGCUGGAGCGUACAGCGAUUGGAUCAGUGAUAAUCCAAAAUAUCUGCCGUCUGCAAUUGAGUUGCUCGUAAAAGGUCUCAGUUCAACGCAAGCAUCGCAAGCAACGCUUGGGCUGAAAGAUCUUACCUCCGAGUGCCAAAAAGAAAUGACUCCGUUUGCAUUACCGCUGCUCGAUGCCUGCCGAUCGGCUCUUCAGGGUGGUCACCUGAAAACUUCGGAAAUGAUUCGGCUGAUGUACACGGUCGGGAACAUCAUGAGCGUAAUUUCCUACGAUCAGAUAAUUCAUUACCUAGACAUUAUGGUUUCGCCCUGCUUCGAAGAGCUUCAGGCGAACGUGCAAAAUCAGGACAAAACCGAUGCGGCUAAGGCACGGGUAAUCUUACGGCUAGAAAUGAUCUCCAAGCUGUUCUCUUCACUCAACACACGCAAGCUUAACGUCACGCAGCGCACGGAAAAAGACGACGAACUGCAGCUCGUUCCCACGCAGACCACCCAACAACCUCAACCCGUCCAGCCGAUAUUGCUGAUACUGGAAAAGACCAUGGGUCUGCUGAAAAGUCUUUGCAGUCUGUGGAUCCACGACGAAAGUGUAAUCGAAACAUUGUGCAAAGCACUCCAACAAGCUUUGACCAAUUUGAUGGACGACAUCAAACCGCUGCUGAACGACAUGUGCGGUCUCAUACUGAUGAUCUUCGCCAAUAAGUGUGCACCGUCCGCAGUGGAGAUGGCCGGAAACUUCAUACUGAUCUUUUACAAUGAUCCGGAGAGUCGCGAGAGUAUGAAACAAUUAUUUUCUGCCAUCUUGGAGUAUAAUUUUGGACAAAUGCAGCAAUAUGACGAACACCAAAAACUGUCGGAUGUAGCCGAUCUUAUCGAAACAUUCUACAGUUUCAACACUCGAAUAGUGAAAAAGAUGGCCAUUUGCUACACUGCUGUGCAGGCCGAUUGUAUAAAAUUAAUUGAAUACGCCAUGAAAAGUAUGAUGCUUCCGGAGACAGGUCCAAUUAAGAAAAGUGUCGGCUUUCUGUCGGUGUUUAUCAAGGAAUCACGAAACUAUCCGGUGAUGAUGAACGCCGUAGCGGCUCAGGGCGAGAACUUGCUACGUACUACUUUCUUAUGCAUUGGUGGAUACACACCCCGAGCUCAAGUAGAUGUGUUUGCCGACAUCUUUCUAGCGUUGAACUACAAAUAUCCCAGUGAUUUUGCCCGUUGGAUUAAGGUUCUCGAGAAGCCAAACUUUCCCACCUUCUUCGUCGGUGCACCCGACAAGGAACAAUUUAUGAAAAAAGUCAUCAAGGAAAAGGUAAACCGAAGGUUAGUGCAGGAGCAUGUGCGGAAGUUUGCAGCGAUGUGUCGGAAUGCCGUCGAAUGGGAAAUAGAUUUUAGGACCAGCUAAAAUAUGUGAUUAUGUCUGUUAAAUCCACUCUGCUGGGUUGCACUCGAUUGUGAUUUUAGAUUUUAGGUUCGGGAUUACGAAGAAAAAGUUUAAGCAAUGUUUUGAAUGUAGUCUAGUGCAAAUGAACUCGGUUCGUUCGCAACACUCCUCCCUCUCCUUAUCGUCAGUGAUGCGUAUUUAGACAAAAAAAAUACUGAUCUUAGACGUGCAUGUGUGCAUCAGCGAAUAAAUGUGAGAAAAUUUUAAAUUAAAUUUGAAUGUUUUGCAUUAUUAAAAAAGAAAAUGCAUUCAGUUUGGC
This is a messenger RNA of Sabethes cyaneus, 3531 nucleotides long. It is a transcript of the gene cdm, whose product is annotated as importin-13. Bases 249 to 3233 code for a protein of 994 amino acids. The record is from RefSeq and is a predicted model, not a curated record. Gene Ontology annotation, biological process: protein import into nucleus. Gene Ontology annotation, molecular function: small GTPase binding. NCBI's taxonomy places the organism in Eukaryota, Metazoa, Arthropoda, Insecta, Diptera, Culicidae. Gene Ontology annotation, cellular component: nuclear membrane; cytoplasm. The transcript is spliced from 8 exons.